GUUUGGUAGCAGGACCAGGGGCCCGAUCUACGCAAAAUCAUUCAAACAUUUCUUCUCCAAACGCAGCACGUCAAUCGAUUCUGAGAUCAAGCAAUUCCUGAGGAAGAGGGGUUCAGAUUUUGCUACAAGACAUUCCCAGGAUUUCCACUGAAAAAUCAAACUGACCCAAAUCCAUCAUCAUACUCACAGCUUUUUAUUGUAUAGAAAAGGGCAAAAGCCAUGAAGAGUUGUUGGAAGAAACGAGAACUCACAUUUCUGAUUCUCUAUGCUCUCCUUUUCUACAUUAUCAUCAUUCGGCGCUCCCUUCAAAUUUCUCAUGAUUAUUCUCACAAGGUCUUUGGUUUGCGUCCUGGGUGGGUUCCUGAUCAGCUCAAUGAUGUCUCUGAUGCUCAAUGGAGAAACUUUCGGGGGAACUUGCAUAUUCUUACUGUUGUUUUUGGAAUUUUUGCAUUUGUGGCCAAUAUGUUGAGGGCAUGUUGUCAAUUAAAAGCAAAGGGAAUGGCAGUAGUUUGGCUUUUGAUAUCUUUGAUUUACCUAGCAUAUCUACAUGGAGCCUGCAUCAUAUUUGUCCUAUCAAUUGCUUCAGCUAAUUUUCUUCUCGUAAAGAUAUUUGCACGAACAAAGUACUUCUCAUCAGCACUUUGGACUUUCAACUUAUUUUUUCUUAUAUAUAAUCGUAUUCAUGAAGGAUAUUCAUUCUCCACUUUUGGGCAACAUUGGGCUUAUUUGGACAACUUCCGGGGUACCUUUAGAUGGCAUAUUUGUUUCAACUUUGUUAUUUUGCGCAUGAUAAGCUUUGGAUAUGAUUACCAUUGGGCUCAUCAAGGUUCUCAUUUUGAUCAGAAGAAGCACAUUCAACGCUGCCAUAUUUGUAAAGCAGGGAAAGCAUGUUACUUACAUUUACAGGAGAGAAGUGUCCAGAAUGACAAGUUCUCCUUUAGCAUAUACUUGUGCUAUUUGGUGUAUGCACCACUUUACAUUGCUGGCCCAAUUAUCAGCUUCAAUGCUUUUGCUUCACAGUUAGAUAUGCCUCAGAAUAAUUAUUCAGUGAGAGAUGUGUCUUGGUACGGGUUACGCUGGCUCUUUAGUCUUUUCUUAAUGGAACUAAUGACACAUCUGUUUUAUUACAAUGCCUUUGCAAUCAGUGGCUUGUGGAAACAGUUGUCUCCUAUGGAUGUUUUCAUCAUUGGUUAUGGGGUUUUAAACUUCAUGUGGCUAAAGUUCUUUUUGAUGUGGCGCUACUUUCGAUUAUGGUCACUGAUUUGUGGCAUUGAGGCCCCUGAGAAUAUGCCAAGGUGUAUCAAUAAUUGCUACAACUUGGAAAGUUUCUGGAAGAACUGGCAUGCUUCCUUCAACAAAUGGCUUGUCAGGUACAUGUACAUUCCUCUUGGGGGCUCUCAGAGAAAGCUUCUAAAUAUAUGGGUUAUAUUCACAUUUGUUGCUAUAUGGCACGACUUAGAGUGGAAGCUUCUUUCAUGGGCAUGGUUAACGUGUUUAUUCUUUGUUCCAGAGAUGAUACUGAAAUCAUUGGCAAAUGCAUUUCAGGCUGAGAGUGCUUUUGGGGAAUUUAUUUUCCGUGAACUUAGUGCAGUUGCUGGUUCUGUCACAAUCACUUGCCUCAUGGUUGCCAAUCUUGUUGGAUACGUCAUUGGACCAUCAGGCAUUAAUUGGUUUAUUUCUCAGUUCCUUCAGAAAGAAGGACUUCCAAUUCUGGGCGGCAUGUUUAUAACAUUUUAUGUUGGAACAAAGCUUAUGUUCCACAUUGAUGAUGCCAAGAAAAGGAGGCAACAGCACUGAAUUAAAGAUUACAAAUUUGGAAUCCAAGUCCGAUUUUGCCAAUAUUGCUGAUUUAUAGAGGCUACUAGGGAGAUUUUCCUAAAACAAAUAGACCCUCUAAACUUAACAGGUUCAAGAGGUUCUGUUCUUCCAUUUUAAUACUUGCUUUCUGUGUUUCUUUCUUAAUAUUCAGUUUUGAGGCAGAUAAGGAAGGUGCCAUAUAGUGACACAAUACUGUCUACUCUAUUGUUGUUGGGUUUCUCAAGUAGAAGGGCAUGCAAAAUCAUCCCUUCUCCAAAAUUAUGUCUUGUAUAUGGAAUUGGAAUAUCCACACUGGGAUCAGACGCUUACUAACUCCAAAAUUAUGUGUUUUAUAUGCGUUUUGUGUAUAUAUGGUUUUCCAGUGUGUA
Molecule: messenger RNA, 2186 nt
Organism: Vitis riparia (riverbank grape)
Lineage: Eukaryota; Viridiplantae; Streptophyta; Magnoliopsida; Vitales; Vitaceae
Product: putative membrane-bound O-acyltransferase C24H6.01c
Exons: 20
Coding region: 220-1797 (525 amino acids)
Cellular component (GO): endoplasmic reticulum
Molecular function (GO): acyltransferase activity
Source: RefSeq, a predicted model, not a curated record